Molecule: messenger RNA, 2535 nt
Organism: Oryza sativa Japonica Group (Japanese rice)
Lineage: Eukaryota; Viridiplantae; Streptophyta; Magnoliopsida; Poales; Poaceae
Product: CDPK-related kinase 5
Biological process (GO): peptidyl-serine phosphorylation; intracellular signal transduction; protein autophosphorylation
Cellular component (GO): nucleus; cytoplasm
Molecular function (GO): calcium/calmodulin-dependent protein kinase activity; ATP binding; calmodulin binding
Source: RefSeq, a predicted model, not a curated record
UGGCAUUUACUCCUCGUUCCACCUUCCCCGCUUCAAUUCGCCUCCACCCCCCACUACCUCGCCACUCCCCCCUCUCCCACUCCAUUUCUCCAAACCAAAGCUCUCUCCCACCUCCGCUUCCGCCAUGGCCACCGCUCGCGCCGCGUGGUAGCCACAGCCCACAGCCACAGCUGCCAGAUCCCGCGGGGACGCAGGAGGAGGUGGGUGGGUCGAGCUCGCUUGCGGGGGAGGGAGCCGAGGCGAAGGCGAGGCGAGGCGACGCCAUGGGGGGAUGCCACGCGAAGCCGCUGACGCACGAGGAGGCCGACGGCGCCUGCUCGCCCCCGCGCGAGCGGCCGCAGCCGCCGGCCACGCCGCCGCGGGGGUCCGGCGCGGCCACCCCCGCGUGGAAGACGAAGCCGUGGGCGUCGCCCUUCUUCGGGUUCUCCACGCCCAGCCCGAGCCCUGCGCACCACCUCUUCUCGGCCUCCUCCCCGCGGAGGUCCCCCGCCCCGUCCGCGCCCACCACGCCCGCGAGGCGGUUGCUGCGGCUGCCGUUCCCGCCGCCGUCGCCCGCCAAGCACAUCCGGCAGGCGCUCGCGCGGCGCCACGGGCCCCCGCGGCCGCCGAUCCCCGAGGAGGGCGGCGACGUGGAAGGGGAGGGCGGCCGCGGGCUCGACAAGGGGUUCGGGUUCAACAAGGGGUUCGCGGCGAAGUACGACAUGGGGGACGAGGUGGGGAGAGGCCACUUCGGCUACACCUGCGCCGCGAAGAUCAAGAAGGGGGCGCGCAAGGGGGACGCGGUCGCCGUCAAGGUCAUCCCCAAGGCCAAGAUGACAACAUCCAUUGCUAUAGAGGAUGUCCGAAGGGAGGUGAAAAUAUUGAAAGCUUUGGCGGGACACAAGAACUUGGUUCAAUUUUAUGAUGCCUAUGAGGACAAUGACAAUGUGUACAUAGUAAUGGAGUUGUGUGAAGGAGGAGAGCUUCUGGAUAGAAUACUUUCCAGAGGUGGGAAGUACUCUGAGGAUGAUGCAAAAGCGGUUCUGGUGCAAAUAUUAAAUGUCGUUUCAUUUUGCCACAUUCAAGGAGUGGUUCAUCGGGAUCUCAAGCCAGAGAAUUUUCUAUUUACUUCAAAAGAUGAGAACUCUCAACUUAAGGCUAUUGAUUUUGGCUUAUCAGAUUUUGUAAAACCAGAUGAGAGGCUAAAUGAUAUUGUUGGAAGUGCUUAUUAUGUUGCUCCUGAAGUUCUGCACAGAUGCUAUAGCACAGAAGCUGAUGUCUGGAGUAUAGGUGUAAUUGCAUAUAUUCUCCUUUGUGGCAGUCGUCCAUUUUGGGCACGCACUGAAUCUGGCAUAUUCCGUUCCGUUCUCAAAGCUGACCCCAGUUAUAAUGAGGCACCUUGGCCUUCUCUUACUCUGGAAGCAAUGGAUUUUGUUAAGCGCUUGCUUUGCAAGGAUCCACGUAGAAGAAUGACUGCAGCACAGGCUUUAAGUCAUCCAUGGAUCAGAAAUUACAAUGACAUUAAGCUGCCACUGGACAUCCUUAUAUUCCGACUUAUCAAAGCUUAUAUUCGUUCCUCAUCAUUGCGAAAAGCUGCUCUAAGGGCUCUAUCGAAGACUUUGACUGUUGAUGAGCUUUUCUAUCUGAAAGGACAGUUUUCUCUGUUGGAACCAGACAGAAAUGGAUGCAUCACUCUAGAUAAUAUCAGAAUGGCCUUAACAAGAGAAGCCACUUAUGCUAUGAAGGAAUCACGAGUUCAGGAGAUUCUUGUCUCGUUAAGCGCUCUUCAGUACAGAAGAAUGGACUUUCAAGAGUUCUGUGCAGCAGCAGUUAGUGUGCACCAGCUUGAAGCAUUAGAUAGAUGGGAGCAACAUGCCCGUUCCGCUUAUGAUUUCUUUGAGAAGGAUGGCAAUCGAGCUAUCGUAAUUGAUGAACUAGCUUCUGAACUGGGUCUCAGCCCUUCAGUGCCAUUGCAUGUUGUUCUGCAAGAUUGGAUCAGGCACACCGACGGGAAAUUGAGUUUCCUUGGAUUUGUCAAGUUAUUGCAUGGCAUGUCCAGCAGGUCCUUGUCAAAGAUGAGAUAGCUGUUGAUACUCUCUAACGACAGCACAAAUUUAUGCUGCCCUAGCGCGAGCUGAAUCGGUCCAGACAAGUUUACAAGGAAACAUCGAUCAUCGAUCGGAGUCCACCGACCGAAGAUAACAGCUUGUGCUAGCAGUCCUUGUUUUCUCACUAAUUUGAGUAUAGAGUUCAGUUUGUUGUCGCCUGCCUACUGAUCACCACCAUUUUAGUUGAUAGGAAAAAUGAAAAACCUCACCCCAUGUCUGCAACAUGUGAUGUCUCUAACAGUCUUUAGGAUAGCCAUCCUGUUCAGUUGUUGGGACUGUCCCAGUUGUGUUGUAAAAUUCCCUGGUUCCUCUGGAACUGGGGCGAAGUCGCCUGCUGUUAAGGAAGUAAGGAUCCUGAUGUCCAAGAGGGUGGUUUAAUGCUGCCAUUGUCAAGUGUGCCGUUAUACUGAUUCAGAAUGAAAAAAAUGUGGUAUUUUUUUGGUGUUCA